AUUAGAGUUGUCCCCGGCACUAUUCCUUUCGCUCGCUCAAACCCUAACUCAAUUCCAUUAUUCUUCUUCUUUUUGAAUUCUUACUCUAAUUAACCAUUGCCCGAUCGAAUAUUCAAUCAAUCGAUUAUUUCUAUUCUGUCAAGAGUUCUUUUCUUUUAUUUUUUGAAAAAGAAAAAAUGGUGUCGGCAAAUAGGGAGAUGGUGGUUUUCUGCUUCGACACACUGGUGGCACACUAUAACAACGAGGAGGUCCCUCCUCCAGCUUUCGAUGACGGCCAACAUCCAUUGUUUGUGACUUGGAAGAAAGUGAUCAAUGGUGGGGAACCUCGUUUACGUGGCUGCAUAGGAACUCUUGAAGCUCGUUGCAUAAUUAGUGGAUUCAAGGAUUAUGCUUUAACUAGUGCCCUGAGGGACCGCCGUUUCCCCCCUAUACAAGCUAAAGAGUUGCCUUACUUGGAAUGUACAGUUUCCAUCCUGACUAACUAUGAAACUGCUAAUGACUACCUUGAUUGGGAGGUUGGAAAACAUGGAAUAAUUAUUGAAUUUACAGAUCCUGACCAUAAUACAAGGCGAAGUGCCACUUACUUGCCUGAGGUUGCUGCUCAUGAAGGCUGGACAAAAAUUGAAGCUAUCGACUCAUUGAUGAGAAAGGCAGGUUAUAGUGGCACAAUCACAGGACAACUGCGAAAGCAUAUUCAACUUACUCGUUAUCAGAGUACCCUAUUUACCAUGCAUUUCAGUGAUUAUGUUGCCUACGUGAAGACAACUAGGGGUGCUGCUUCAACUAUUAAUGGGAAAAAAGUGAUAAAUUAUUGACAAGAUUUGUAGUCCUCCCAUGUGCGCCGUAAUUUAUUUGGCCAAUUGGGACGGUAAACCUUCUUUAACUAAGUUCCACCAUUCUUGUUCAAUCCCAAUCUGUAAUUGGGUACACUCCUAUGUAUUUGCUUAAUUCGUGGGAUUAACACCCCGAAGCUUCUACAAGAUAGAAUUUUAAUGUUGUAAUACUUGUGCGAUUGUAAUGUCAUUCUUCUGUUGUGGAUUGCAAGGUAUAUGUGUUUGUUUUCGAAUAUGAUGUAAGGGAUCUCCAUGUCUGCUUCAUUAUACAUGCACCUUUGUAUUUCGUGCUAAUAUAGCUAUCAAAGUUUUAAAAUUUG
Molecule: messenger RNA, 1153 nt
Organism: Striga asiatica
Lineage: Eukaryota; Viridiplantae; Streptophyta; Magnoliopsida; Lamiales; Orobanchaceae
Source: the annotation of a GenBank genome assembly